Messenger RNA from Synchiropus splendidus (mandarinfish), 2158 nucleotides. RefSeq names its product G patch domain and ankyrin repeats 1 (gene gpank1). NCBI's taxonomy places the organism in Eukaryota, Metazoa, Chordata, Actinopteri, Syngnathiformes, Callionymidae. Gene Ontology annotation, molecular function: protein binding; nucleic acid binding. The record is from RefSeq and is a predicted model, not a curated record. Bases 7 to 1098 code for a protein of 363 amino acids. The transcript is spliced from 4 exons.
GCAUUGAUGACUUCGACGCUCCGUGGCCGCCGACUGACGCCUGGCUGCAGUUACAGCGACUCGCCAGAGGAGGCUCCACUUGUCACCGCCUCCGUGUCCGGCAUGGGCUUCACCCCGGCCCGAGACAGCGACGUCUUCUCGGGCCGCUCCUCUGACGGAGCCGGGCCCGGGCCGGGCGUCUCACUCAGCGGGACAGAGGCCCGGCACUUUUACGAGAGCCUGCUCCAAGAUGGCGAGCAGGGUCGGAACCAGAGGCCCGAGCGAAGAGUGAGCCCGCGAGCCCGGGUCCCGCCGGCAGGAUCCCAGCCGGCUCAAAGGUCGGAGAGCAGCGCCGAGCUGAUGGGCCUGAGGUUCCUGCGCCGCGCCCAGGAGGGAGACCUGCCGGCGCUGAGGGACCUGAUCUCCAGAGGGGUGGACAUCAACUUCCAGGACUCCUUCUUCUGGACGGCGCUCAUGUGCUCCAGCUGGGCCGGGCGCCGGGCGGCCGUGAGGCUGCUGCUGCGGAGCGGCGCCGCCUGGGUGGGCGUGGUGGACGUGCGGGGCCGGGACGCCCGGGACCUGGCUGCGGCAGCCGGCCACGGCCAGGUGUUGGAAGAGCUGGACUCCUUUGGGCCUGGCGAGGAGGCGGAACCUGGCGAGGAGGCAGGGCCUGUUGUCCACAGCAGCGCGGCCGCCACGCGCUGGUGCCACACCUGCGGCGUCGGCUUCAGCGGCUCCGCCCACCUGUCGUCCACGCUGCACCAGUUCAGCCUGCGCCGGCCCCAGCCCGCCCCCCACUACUGCCUCCCCCCCUCCGCCAACAGCUUCAGGAUGAUGCUCCGCUGCGGCUGGAGGCCCGGCUCCGGACUGGGUCGGCAGGGAGACGGGCCGUGUCGGCCGCUGGCCACCGUGCUGAAGAGGGACCAGGCGGGCCUGGGCUACGGUCCGGCCCGCAAACCCCGCGUCACCCACUUCAGAGCCCGAGACCCCCGGGCGGUGGGGGCGGGGCAGGUGGGGGAGGAGCCCACGGGGCGGGGACUGAGGCGGGAGGAGGAGCGCCGGAGGAGGCUCCGGGAGCAGAGCUGGGAGCGAGACUUCAGAACCUCCUUCUACCUGUGAGCACCAACCCGUUGGAUUUGGAUCAGCGUGGGCGCCGGAUCCAGCUGGAAGUCGGAGCGUUGGCUCUCACUGAACUGAAAAGUGGUGUUGCCAAUAAAGUGACUGGUUCACGUGUCUGGAGCUGCUGCUUCCUCCAGCAGGUGGCGAUGAUGUCACUGACCUCGGACUUAACCUGCUGCUUGACUGAAGGACAGGAGGAGCGUCGUGUCAAGUUGUGUCACCAGUUGAGUCGAGUCACGUCACUAGAGCCGAGUCAGGUCUCCAUGGUCGAGUCACACACACACGAGUCCCAUGGUGCUCACAGGGAAGUGAUGUCAUGUUUAAUGAUGACAGCUUCUUCGAAUGGGAGCUGCAGUCUGUCCCAGCUACCCGGGGUGAGGGUCAGUCCCUCACAGAUGAGCCGAAGCCCUCCUCACUCGACUCCACUGUGGUGGUCCGGGUGCGUCAGGCUCGGGGCUCCACCCUCAGCUUGAUGGGUCUCAGUGGACCCACCAGGCCUUGCGGGUCCAUCUCCAGCGGGAUCUGUCGAAGCAGAGCAGGCGGGUGACCCGAGGUGGGAGGUCCAGACCCGUCGGCACCUCCCCCCUCCUCACCUCGGUCUCGGCGCAGACGGAGAAGCUGAAGUUCUGCAGGACCUCCACCAGGACCAGCUUCACCAUGAUCAGCGCCAACCUCAUGCCCACGCAGUUCCUGGGCCCGGCGCCGAAGGGCAGGUAGGAGUACGGCACCACGUCGACCCGCCUCUCCCGGCUGAACCUGCACGGGCCGCAGGGUCAGGCGCUGUCCACCAGGGGGCCGCGCGGAGCCCGGUACCUCUCUGGCUUGAAGUCCUCUGGGUCUGGCCACAGGUCCGGGUCUCGGUGAAGGGCGAAGACCGGGACCGCCACGAUGAGUCCCUUGGGGAUCUCGACGGAUCCCACCACGACGGUCUGCUUGGCCACUCGCUCCAGACGAGCCGCCGGCGGGUAGAGCCUGGAAACAGCUGGAGGCUGAAGGCACCAGCGAGGACCAGGAGCAGCCGGGGCGUUACCUCAGGGACUCGCUGACCACGCAGUCCAGG